CGCCCUCGCUUCCUUCUCGGCCGUCGGGUCUAGGCGGGAGCCCGGGGUGGCCGCUCCGCCGAGCCCCGGGCCGCCCCGGGCCACCCCCAACCACCCCAUCCCCUCGUCCGCCGCCCCCAUGCAUCCCUUCUACACCCGGGCCGCCACCAUGAUAGGCGAGAUCGCUGCCGUGGUGUCCUUCAUCUCCAAGUUCCUCCGCACCAAGGGGCUCUCGAGCGAGCCGCAGCUGCAGACCUUCAGCCAGAGCCUGCAGGAACUGCUGGCAGAACAUUACAAACAUCACUGGUUCCCAGAAAAGCCGUGCAAGGGAUCAGGUUACCGCUGCAUCCGCAUCAACCAUAAGAUGGACCCUCUGAUUGGACAGGCAGCCCAGCGGAUUGGACUUAGCAGUCAAGAGUUGUUCAGGCUUCUCCCAAGCGGACUCACACUCUGGGUGGACCCCUACGAAGUGUCCUACCGGAUUGGAGAGGACGGCUCCAUCUGUGUGCUGUACGAGGCCUCGCCAACAGGAGGCAGCACUCCGAACACCAGCGGGAACGUGCAAAUGGUAGACAGCAGGAUCAGCUGUAAGAAGGAACUUCUCUUGGGCAGAACAAGUCCUUCCAAAAACUACAAUAUGAUGACUGUAUCAGGUUAAGACACAGUCUAUGGAUGGAUCAUCUUAUAAUGGAUGGAUAAAUUUGAUUUUUUGCUUUGGGUGGGCUUCUCUUGGGGAUGGAUUAUGGAAUUUAAACCAUGUCACAGCUGUGAAGAUCUGGCACAAGAUAGA
Peromyscus eremicus (cactus mouse) is the source of this 769-nucleotide messenger RNA. RefSeq names its product protein BTG1-like. Lineage: Eukaryota; Metazoa; Chordata; Mammalia; Rodentia; Cricetidae. The transcript has a single exon. Gene Ontology annotation, cellular component: nucleus; cytoplasm. Bases 119 to 637 code for a protein of 172 amino acids. The record is from RefSeq and is a predicted model, not a curated record. Gene Ontology annotation, biological process: negative regulation of cell population proliferation; negative regulation of mitotic cell cycle.